AUGGGUCAGACUGCCUGUGCGGAAUCCAUCUGCCAGCCAACGGCGAAAGUCAGCACGGAAUCGGAAAUCACCUACUGCAACAACGACCGUGAAACCAAGCCAGUCGACAAGGUCGGACAGGUUCCACUUCCAAGGCUGCUGGGAGCAAAAGAGGACUCGGGCAAAGUGAGCGGUGAUAAGUCGUCGCCACUGAAGGAGGACGAGGAAGCUCUUGGAGGUGUUGAUCUGGAAGGAGACGCCGAAGCAGCGUCAAGUAUCAGGGUGGAGUUUCCAAGCGCUGAAGAGCUUUUAGAUGCAGGCCGCCACAACAGCAGCAAGGAGAGCAAGGCCCAAAGAAAGCUGGAGAGGGCCGAAGCCCGAAAGCAAGUGCUUCCGUUUCUGCUGCAGAACGGCUUCCACACCGUGAAGUCAAAGAGGACGUUCUUCUGGAGGUCAUGGUAUCCUCUGCACACUGCUGUGAAACACAACGACCUGGAAACGGUGCGGCUUUUGAUCACAGCAGGUGCGGACCCGCAGAAGCUGAACUCCAGGGGUGAGACGCCUGAGCAGCUGGCUGAGCGCCUGAACCGAUCGGGUUCCCAUGUUGACAUCAUUGAUGCCUUGCAUCACGCGAAGGGGAAGCGCAAGAAGUCAUCCAAGCACCCACCUGAUGCAGAGUCCUCGAUGAAGGGCAAGGCCAGCAUGGCCAGCACAGCAUCGUCACUGGAGAUUACACCCCGAGGCAGCCAACGGAUGUUGCAGAGAGGGAGACGGAGCGGACCGUUGAAGCAGAUUUCAAUGGACAUUGUUAAGACAGAGGAAAGUAAGAUGUGCAAUACAAUGUAG
Molecule: messenger RNA, 825 nt
Organism: Symbiodinium sp. CCMP2592
Lineage: Eukaryota; Dinophyceae; Suessiales; Symbiodiniaceae
Source: the annotation of a GenBank genome assembly